This is a messenger RNA of Haliotis rufescens (red abalone), 453 nucleotides long. RefSeq names its product tolloid-like protein 2. Lineage: Eukaryota; Metazoa; Mollusca; Gastropoda; Lepetellida; Haliotidae. The transcript has 4 exons. The record is from RefSeq and is a predicted model, not a curated record. The coding region runs from base 1 to 453 and encodes 150 amino acids.
AUGGUUCGAGAGGUUGAAUCUUUUGGGAGAACACCAUAUCCAGUGGACGAUAUCGUCAACUCAGCGAUGUCAUCUAUUUUCACAAAAGCAACAACGUUGCCAGUAACUUGCACCCAGGUCCUGACAUCAAAUGAUGGCACACUGACAAGCCCCGGCAACGGCAGCUACGCCAACAACGUGCAGUGCGUCACUGUCAUCACAGGCCCCAGUGUACCAUACACCUUGGUCCUCAGCUUCACAACGUUUGACCUCGAGGGCUCAUCCACCUGUAGAUACGACUACCUGGAAGUUGAUAUGGGCGAGGGAAACAGCCAGAAGGAAUGUGGAUCAAGCUGGGGCAACAGCACAGUGGAGUUGUCGGCACAAGGUGGAUCAGCCAUCAUCCGCUUCAGAAGUGACAGCAGUGUUACUGGAAAGGGUUUUGUGGGUCCGUUCAAUAUUGAAGUGCGUUAG